UCCGGAUACUGGAGUGGAAACAGUUACAGGUGAUGUUUUGCUGCUGUAGGGGGGAUUAGAACCACGGUAAACGACUCACUCACAGCUGCUGCAAAGCCGUAAAGAGGAAGAAAAAGCACAGAGGAGAGAGAGGACUAACUUCUGAACAUGGAGAGAGGUUCUGCUGUUGACCAGGAGCUCUCUGCAGUUCUGAAUGAGUUGUGGAAGCUGGACGUGAAUCGAUUGAAGCCUGGUAAAGACUACACCAUCAAUCUACAGGGGAAAGCUGAUUAUGUGGCUCAGGGUAGUAACCGUGCUAAUGACAAAGCAAAUGCUCCUUUGUUCACAUAUGUUAACGAGGGCAAGCUCAAAAGUAUUCCCACUUAUGCUCGCUUCAUAAGCCUCUUGGAUAAUUAUGAGAUGUCCACAGGCGUGUCUGAGCAAGUGACGAGUCAGGAGCAGGAGGAGGAAAACCUCUUCCUUGAUGCCAUUCUGAAGACAGAGGUCAUGAAGCGUGCCCACCAGCACUUAGUCAGUAAAAAACAAGCCAGUGCUGAUGUUGCUCUGUUCAAAAAACAGCUUUUUGACAUCUGGUUCAAGCUCUAUCACAGAGACAAGAGUGGGGGUGAAGACUCCUGUGGAUUUGAGCAUGUAUUUGUUGGUGAGACCAAAUACAGGAAGGAGAUCAUGGGCCUUCAUAACUGGGUCCAGUUUUACCUGCAGGAGAAGCUGAAGUGUGUGGACUACAAGGGCUACAAGGCUACAGACAGAGACAAGCCGACUGCAAAUGACCACGUUGUGAACCUGCAGUUCAGCUGGAAGGAUCUGGUAAAGCCCACGGGCAGCUCCUUCAUCGGCGUCAGCCCUGAGUUUGAGAUGGCGCUCUUCACCAUCGCUUUCCUCAUGAGUAAUGACCGUCUUACCAAGACUGUGGUGAAGGUGGACAAGUACUUGAUAGAGAUUGUGAUGUGCCGCCAUGGACGUGCCAUCGGGACAUCCUACCCCAAACUGCUCACCAGAGAUCCAUAGAUCUUUAAGCAGAGCCAGUAGCUCAGGAAGUAGCCUUAAAAUCCUCACUACUAAUCAGUAGGUACUAAAGCAUAAUAUUAUCAUAAAAAAGGUCAGUAAUAUGAAUCAUUAUUCACUGUAGCUUCUCUAGUGUGGGAAAAAAAACACAUAUUCCUCUCUCAACUUCUGUAUUUUUUUCAACACAAUUCUGUUACAAAAAUGACUUUCAGUACAGUCAGUGUUUGCACAAUAAAGAAGUGGUUUUCCUACAUUUCCACUAAUGUAGCAAAAAACUUAUGUUUUUGGAAAAAAGAUAUCCGGGAUCUGUUUUGGCAGCCUAUAUAUUUGUUUACAGCUCACCUGAACUGACAUUAAACUAAUUAAAUUAAAUUAUUUUUUUUUAACAUUGUUUUUGGUUGUUUUUUAAUGGUUUCAAAGUUUCAAAUAAGAGACUGACCCCUUUACAAAUAUUGUCCAUGGAAUUGACUGAAUUUGUCUAUGGGUUAUUUGGUGUAUGAUGGCUGUGGCUUAUAUGUUCUUAAAAUUGUGUUCUCUAAUAAACUAUUAAAAAGA
Molecule: messenger RNA, 1560 nt
Organism: Astyanax mexicanus (Mexican tetra)
Lineage: Eukaryota; Metazoa; Chordata; Actinopteri; Characiformes; Acestrorhamphidae
Product: XendoU domain-containing protein
Exons: 7
Coding region: 148-1008 (286 amino acids)
Molecular function (GO): RNA endonuclease activity
Source: RefSeq, a predicted model, not a curated record